CGUCCGGUGUGCUGACAUCACCGGCAGGAAAGGGGAUCUGAGAGGUUAUUCAACGAUCCACGUUGUUUGCACCAAGUUUUAAUCCCUGUUUUUUUCUUGCAUGUCCCUUACAGUGGCCGCCCCCCGCCCUGAGCGCACAGAGCAGCGGGUGCCUGGAGCUGGAAGACUUUUAGAUAGAAACGCGAUCAGAUUCCUCUUUGACCCGGCGUUAACUGACGGGCACACAGUUGGUUUUUUGUGAGAAUCUUGAAAGGAAGUGUGUCAUCAGACAAGGCAAAGCCUCUGAGCGAAUUCCUCAUUCUCCUUUCACCUACCCACAACUCAGAAAGAUGAUCAUCACCAUCUUGUCUGCAUGCCUUGGACUGCAUCUGCUGUUGGGACAUUGUCGAGGAGCUUUGGAGAUCCAAGUUCCCGAAUUCCCUGUGAUUGCCAGAUAUGGGAAGGAUGUCACCCUGAACUGCACUUUCACGGCAGAGGGCAACUUUUCCCUUAGUGACCUCAGUGUCAUAUGGCUACUCACCGAGACUCGAACCAUGGUACACACCUUCUCCCACCAACAGAACAUUCAGAACGACCAGGAAGACGGCUUUGUGAACAGGACGGCCCUCUUCCUGGAGGAGCUGGGCAAAGGGAAUGCCUCCUUACUCCUGAGGCACGUGAAGAUCGAGGAUGAAGGCAGCUUCACCUGCUUUGUUCGAAUUAAAGACCACAACAGCGCUCCUAUCAUGCUCCAGCUCGCAGCCUCUUACUCCAAGCCCAACCUUCAACUGGAGCCCAGCAAAGACCUGAAGCCUGGUGAUGAGGUGGCCAUUGCUUGCCAUUCCUCGGGGGGCUACCCGCCAGCAACGGUCCAGUGGCUUGACGGGAAAGGGAGCAACAUCACUGAGAACAUCACGACGUCGCAGGUGGCCAAUGAAGAGGGCCUGUUUGAAGUGCACAGUGUGAUCCGGGUGAUACUGGAGCCAAACAGCACGUAUAGUUGCAUGGUGAGGAACGAGCUACUGAACGAGGAGUCAUUGACUUCGGCUACUAUUACAGGGCAGCACCUGAAAUUCCCAGCAGUUGCUUUAUGGCUGACAAUUGGACUCUCUGUGUGUCUGCUGGUACUGUUGGGUGCCCUGGGCUAUGUGUGCAGGCGGAAGAUACAGCAGAGUUGCAAGGAGAAUGAAGGAGAACACGGUGUGGAAGAGGAUGCGAAAGCAAAGACAGCCAUGAAGCCCUUGAAAAGUACUGAAGACAAAGCAGAAGAGGAGGUACUUGAAUAAUACCAACGAAACCAAGCAAGAGCCACACCACAAGAGUUUUCACCGUUUAGCUGCCUUACUCAUGGUUGUGACCAUUGAAAACAUCUUAGCUGACAGGACCCAAGGCUGAGAUUGACUGAACGGCCAGACACGAAUGUUUUGAGCUGAAUUCUUGAUGUUUUGCUUGUUUAGCCAAACUGUUUAUUCCAUUAUCCUGAGAUUUGCUGCAGGUGCCACUGUUUAACAGCCAACAUGCUGUAUGGCAUUAAGAGUGUGGAUAAUUACACUUCUUUAUGGAUUUAGCCAAAUCCUUGACAUCUUGUCCGGCUUAAUUCCUGAAGAACAAAGAUCACCGUUAAGAAUGCUGAACAGUGUGAAACUGAAUGAAAUUUGUGUGUGUAGAAUUGAACUGACUUUUUUCCCAGGGUUAUGUUUUGAUUUAAUACCUGUUCAACAGUGUGAUGUAUACCCAGCCAGCUGUUGGCUACCUAUAAAACAUCUGAUACCCCUUGCAAUCAUAAUUAGUCAUUCCAGUUGUUAAGCAGUGGCUUUGUUUGCUGCCAGGUUGUUAGAAAACCUUUACAUUGUUUUAAUCUCUACUUUGCAAGAAUUUUUUUUUCAUAGUAAUGCUCAUUAAUGGCUUACUAGACCAGUUACAAAAUGCCAUGUGAUAAUAGUAUGUUUUCAGGGAAGAGGAAGAUCUCUGAUUGGCUACUUGACAAAGGAUAUUAAAUUAUUCCUAUUAAUUUUCCAUCUGUUAAUUUAUCUGGAUGGAAAAUCUAAAGCUGCUGUCUCCAGUUUCCUAGCUCGUGUUUCUUACAAGGUCUGGAUUUCACUGAUAGUACCUACAUGAAUAGCCCUCGCUAUAUAGUCUUCAAAUAGGCUGCACUACAAGACAUCAGCACCUUUAGCUGGAGUAGGCUGCCCUGUCUCAUGAGACCACUCUGCCGUUUAAAAGUUCGUGACUUUCUGAAAGUAUUCCCUUUGGUUCUAAAUAGCGCACCAGGUGAAACAGUCUUUCAGCAUCUUUUGGUAAAAUCUUUUCAAUUAAAUCGUCUCUUGUUCUUUUUCUCUGUAAUUCAUAGAUCCAAUCUGCUCUCAUUUUUUCAUCCUAGGAAUUAACCUUGUGAACUUUCUCUGAGCAGGCUUUUGUUUCCCCAAACAAGAAAACCAAAUUUUUUGGUAGUACACCAGGCAUUGUCUCACCCACAUCGUGUCCAGUUGCAGCAGGAUUACUUUUAUGUCAAAAAAUCGGUAUGUAUUUGCUCCGUAGUGCAGUGAAACUAAAUCAUAUUCAAAUCUUGUGAUUUACAUGCACAGGUUAAUGCUUUCUCCUGUGUCGGAACUGUUUUAUAAACUGGAAGAAUUUUUGACUUAACAUUUGUGACUAAGGACCUUACCUCCCAAGAAAUGACUAGAAACCACAAGAUAUGAGCAGAAUUGGGACAUUCGACCCAUUGUCUGCUCCACUUUUUAUGCCUCUCAAAACCAUUCUUUAUGUCUCCUCCCUGUGAUCUCUGACACCCUGAAUAGUGGUAGUCCUUCAGAUUCGAAGAAGACACGCUGUUGUGCAGCUCAUCUGUGAUCACGGAGGUGGCUCUGCAGUCCCGGUCUGGAAGCGCAGAGUCUAGCACAUGGGGGCACAGGAAGUCCAUUGUUGUAAUAAUUGUGGCUGCUGUUCUGUGACGCCACUCAUGGUUUUCCAUCAGUUUUUGGUAGCACCUGUCUUCAAAACUGGUGUAGGCAUCAUAGCACAGGGCUCACCAGCGGGUUCUGUCAGCAGCUGCAGCUUCUAGUUCCCUUAGCUGGAUGUCACAGUAGUGUAGGGUUUCCUUCACAGCGUCUUUGUAGCGCUUGUAUAGAUGACCUUGAGGUCUCUUUCCAGUUCACCAUAGAACAUCUGAAGAGGCACUGCAACUGGGCUCUGAUGAUCAGGGACUCAAUGCUGGUGGACUCCGCGUGAUCCAAGACCUCCAGUUUGGAGACACGGUCUUGCCAAUGAAUGCCAAGGAUGGAGCGGAAAUUUCUCCAGUUGUUUGAUGUGUCGUCGGUACAGAGUCCAGGUCUCACAUCCAUAUAGGAGAGAAGGGAUGACCACAGCUCUGUAGACUUUCGGCCUUGUGGAGAUGCAGACGUUGUGUUGAUUGAACACUCUGGCACGCAGCCUCCCCAGAGCCUGGCUGGCCUUGCUGAUCCUGGAGUCAAUUUCUUUGUCCAAAGACCCAUCACUCGAGACAAUGCUUCCCAAGUAUUUGAAGCUGUUUACAUUUGCCAGCUGGGUGUCAUCAACAGUGAUUUUUGGUUCUAUGGGGUUGGUGUUUGGCACGGGCUGGUGAAGUACUUCAGUCUUGUUCAGGCUGAUAGUCAGGCCAUAGGGCGCAGCAGCGUCUGAGAAUUUGUUCAGCAUCAACUGCAGAUACUGUCUUUGUGUGCCAGGAGCGCAAAGAGGAUUUCUUGAUGACUGUAUGGAGGCACUUCAUCCGUGCGUUCAAGCAGCGAAGGUCAAAGAGAGAGCAGUCCAAUGGGAACCUGAUGUACACUCCCUCCUUCAGACCUUGGAUAGCACGUGACAACGUGCAAGUGAAGAACAGAUUGAACAGGACUGGGACGAGUACACAGCCCUGCUUCAUCCCAUUGGAAAUGGCAAAUGCAGCUGACGUAUCACCACUGCAAAGGACCUGUCCUGUCAUUCCAUCGUGGAACAGCUGAAUCAUCUUUAUGAAUUUCCUCGGGCAUCCAUAACGUCUCAGGAUGAUCCAGAGAGCCUCCCUGUUUACAGUGUAAAAUGACUUUGUCAGGUCAAUGAAGACAGGGUAAAGAGGCUUGUUCUGUUCGAUGUACUUCUCCUGGACUUGCCACAUGGCAGAUAUCAUGUCUACUGUUCUCUGUUCUGGCGGAAAGCCACACUGCGCCUCCGGGAAGUUCCUUUCCAAGACAGUGACAAGUCUGUUCAGAAGAAUGCGGGCAAAAAUCUUGCCUGCGAUGGACAGCAGUGAGAUACCCCUGUAGUUCCGCAGUCUGAUUUGCUUCCCUUGUUUUCGUAGACAGCCACGAUGAGGGCAUUGCGGAAGUCAUCAGGUAUCUCCUCUGUGAUCCAGAUGUCUUCCAGGAUGUCUUGAAAUGCCUGUAAGGCAUUUAGGCCUGAUGCUUUGUAGAUCUUGGCAGGAAUGCCAUCCUGCCCUGUUGCUUUACUUGAGUUCACCUGCAAGAUCACUUUCUUGAUCUCAUCAGUAGUGGAGGGCAGGUCUAGGCCAUCCAGGACUAGCUGCUGAGGAUCUGCUGUUAGACAUCAGGAUCAACGGUGGACGGCCUAUUGAGUAGGUUGGCAAAGUGUUCAGCCAGUGGUUUUUCAGUCCUUAAUCGUCUUUGAUCAGGCUCAACACAUCAGAUGACAGACAGCAAGGGGGAGCAUCCUGAUUUAGAAGGACCAUAAACUGACUUUAUGGCGCUGAUGACCUCUCUGGUGGUAUACAUGUCUGCAUAGCAUUCCACCUGCUCAGCCUUUCUCUGCCACCACUCGUCCUGCAUUUCUCACAGUUCCCCCAGUACUUUGGACUGCAGGUGUUUAAACUUGUCUUUCUUUGAGACAGAUGAUGGGUCAUUCUGCCAGUCUGCAUAGGCCUUGUUCCUGGCCUAAAGGGCUGCUGAAAUGGUCUCACGGUUUUCAUCAAACCAAUCUUGAUGCACUCGGGUUUUCACUCGGGUUGUUGUAGUCUGCGUGAUGACAUCUUUGAGCAGCGUCCACUUUUCAGAACAGGUUCCCAGAAGCGGUGAAUUGCCGGAGAGUUUUUCAUUAAGUACAUCUUGAAAACGUUGGACUUGACCUGGGUCUUGCAGUUUGCUGAUGUUGAAUGACACUCGGACAGUCUUUGGUUGAUUACGAUGCAAAGGGCUAUGUGCAGGUUGAGGAGUGAUCAAACCAGCCUGUGAUCUGUCCAACACUCAGCACCUCGCAUGGCCUGGGUGAUGGUGACGUUUUGAAGGUCACGCUGGCGUACUAUGACAUAGUCGAGUAGGUGCCGGUGUUUGGACCUGGGAUACAUCCAGGUUGUUUUGUACUCGUUUGCAAGUCUGAACAUCGUGUUAGGUUGUGCUUGGCACACUUGCUCAGAAGCAGCAGCCUGUUGCCGUUUAGUUUUCCCACCCCGUGUCUCCCAAGGACUCCGUCCCAGUUGUCGCUGACUGUCCCCACCCUAGCGUUGAAGUCGCCCAAGAUGAUGAGUUUGUCACCGGCGGGGGUUGUCCGAAUAGGCUGGUCCAGGUCCUCAUAGAAACUUUCCUUGUCUUCGUCUGGACCUACGAGAGUUGGUACAUAGACACUGACAAUGGUGAUAUACCGGGACUUGCAGAGAGGAAAGUAGAAUUUCAUGAUACAUUCAUUUAUUCCAGUGGGUAGAAUAGGGAUAUUCUUCAGCAGAGCAGUUUUGAUUGCAAAACCUACCCUGUGGAUCCUGUCGUCAGUCUGUGGUUUCCCUUUCCAAGAGAAUGUAUAUCCACUCACUGCUUCCUGUAACGAACCCUCGUCUGCAAGCCUGGUCUCACUGAGUGCAGCAAUGUCAAUGCUAUAGCGGCGGAGUUCAGCUGCUAUGAGUGCUGUUCGUCUUUCAGGCCUUGUCACUUUGUCGCUAUCCAGGCUCCAAAGAUGAGUUUCCUUCGAUUUGUUUUUCAUGUCGACCGCUAAGCAGAUGAUCUACCAGGAGGGGCUAUGAAAUGUCUGUGGUGUGUUGGAUUAAAGAAAAUCCCAGAGCAUUCAAAAAGAGCAAAAGGAUAACUAGGGAGAUGGUAGGACCACUCAAAACUAAAGGAAGGAACAUGUGCUUGGAGACAGAGAAUGUGGGCGUGGUACUUUUCAUCAGUUUUUACCAAGGAUAGUGAAGUCAGUAUGGAGCAUACUAAUAUGUUGGGGAAUUUUGGAGAAAAUGAAAAGGGUAGUGUCAGGUCUCUAGGGCUUUUUCUCAGUGGUGGAAUCUGAGGGGAGCCUUUAUGGAAGAUUAUAAGGUUAUGAGCUACAUAGGUAGAGUAGAUAGCCGCUGUCUUCCUGCCCUGAGUCAAAAUGUUUCUUACUAGAGGGCAUAAGGUGAGGGGGGUAGUUCAGCAGAGAUGUAUGGUAAACGUUUUUUACAGUUGAAUGGUGGCCAUCAGGCAUGCGCUUCCAGGGGUGUGAGUGAAGGCAAAUAUGAUAGGGACAUUUAAGAUCUUCUGUGUGCGGGGGGGGGGGGGGGGAGGAUAUGGACAUAGUGUAAGCGGAAGGGAUUAUUUUAGCUAGUCUUAUAAUUCCUAGUGCAAUUCAUUUUUUACAACAUCUUGACCCAAAGGGCAUGUUCCUGUGCUGUCUGUUCUAUGUUCAGAUCUGUACUAAUUAAUGAAUUCUAACUGAUAUUUAAAAUUAAAUAAGCUUUGUACUAAUCUAGCUAAUUUACCUAUCUGUGUGCAACUUUUGUUAUCUAACAGUAUCUUAGAAUUAGCAAAACUUUGGGCUACAAACAAUUCUCAGAACUCUUAAUCAAGAUUCAAGAUUGUUUAUUGUCAUUCUUCAGUAUACAAGUGAAAGGAAGACAAAAAGAUUGUUACUCUGGGCCAGAAAGAGCAUCUAAAAAUCGCAAUAAGUACAAAGAACACAAUAAAAAGCACAAAAUAAAGAUAAAAGCAAUCCAGAUUGUAUAAGAAUUAUGAAGAAACAGUCCAAAUGUUUGUUUUGUAGAUACUGUAAAUCUCUCCCAGUGUAUCCUUGGUGUUAGGGCUCAGGAGGGAAGGUAGUCCGUCCAGCAUUUAAUUGAAGAAUGUUCAAUUGUCCCAGAUCAGUGACUGCUAACUACAGAUGAGUUUGUACAUCAGCCUUUGUUAAUAUACACACAUAGUCUACUUCCUUUGGAUUUCCCUGACUCAAGUUCCUAUUUGUGCAAAAUAGUCAUCCCAUUGUGUUGAGGCACCGAUUUAAGCACGUUUAGCCACGUUUCAGUAAAAACCAGAAUGUGGCAGUUUCUUAUCUCGCUCUCUCUCUCUCUCUCUGUUCAGUCUCAGUCUCACUGAACUCACUUUGCUUUCUAGCGAGCUGAUGUGGCCAUGAGAACUCCCAGCCUCAUCGGAUUAGCUCUUAGCCCAGCUCUUUCGCCAUGUUUCUGUCUCUUCUUGCACUGCUGGUGUCGGCUGCUCCCUCGGAUGAUGCCCCAUCACUGGGCCUGGUGUCCAAAGAAUACCUGAUCCACUCUGCAUCAAUAUUAACUCUGUAGCUGCCGGAUUAAAG
Hypanus sabinus (Atlantic stingray) is the source of this 7488-nucleotide messenger RNA. It is a transcript of the gene cd276, whose product is annotated as CD276 molecule. Lineage: Eukaryota; Metazoa; Chordata; Chondrichthyes; Myliobatiformes; Dasyatidae. Bases 330 to 1265 code for a protein of 311 amino acids. The transcript is spliced from 8 exons. The record is from RefSeq and is a predicted model, not a curated record.